AUAAAAUUAUAGGCGAGUCUCCAUGCACGAAUUUGACAUCACAACUGUACUAACAGGUUUCCCUUUCCUGGCCACCACUAAUGACAUUUGAACUAACCAAAACACCGCCUCAAGCAUGGCGAACCCGCGCGAAGGUCCGAAUCCACUGAGGCCGUACUAUAUCCCUCCAAGUAUUGGAUUCCCACCAGAAGCGCAGAAUGCAGGGAGCUCCGGACGGGGAGCUGGUCAGAAUGGCUCGACUUCCUACGCGUCAUCGGCGCGCGACAUCUUCAGCGACAUCGAUUACUCGGAUUACGUGUCAGAGGGCUCACAGAGCACGGUGGAUAUGAUUAAACAAAUGCUGGAUGAGGCAAUGUACAAAUACAUGUCGGUGUUGAUAGCGCAGCCGUUCGAUGUGGCGAAGACGAUCCUACAGGUCCGGUCGCAAGCUCUUGCAGAUCGAUCAGUGCCUGCGUUUUCUCCCAGGAAUGGCAGGAAAGAGGCGUCUGACUUUGCGGAAUCUAAAUAUGAAGAGUAUCCUUCCGACGAUUCAGACCCAGACGAGCGUGCAUACUUCACCUCCAAUGCGCCAGAAGCUACAUCUUAUACCUCCCCAACUCGCUCGCGGCGACAUGCCACCGACCGCGCUGGUUACGUUUUGCCCUCCGCGGAUGACUCGCCCAGCGCAAACCAACUUACUCUGAAAUACUCCGAUUCGAUUCUCGAAAUAAUCGGCCAACUAUGGACAAAAGAAGGGGCAUGGGGCGUGUGGAAGGGAACAAACUCGACUUUCAUAUACAGCGCCUUACUCCGGACUUUUGAGAACUGGGCAAGGAGCUUCCUCUCUGCUGUUUUCAAUGCUCCAGACCCAGGGAUUGUUGGAAUCAUAAGUGGUGGCCUUGAUAUGGUAGAUUCGCCCUACCCUUGGUCGUCCCUUGGAAUAGCAGUUGGAGCUGCUGCUAUUGCAGGUCUGGCGCUCGCGCCCCUCGAUAUUGUACGAACAAAACUCAUCCUUAUGUCGACUAACGCACCACGCCGCGGCCUCGUCAACGAGCUGGGCCAACUCCCAUCCUGGGUCUGCCCCGGAAAGAUCUUCGUCCCAACCAUUCUUCACAGCAUUAUAUCGCCCGUCAUCAUCCACUCCACACCCCUCGUCCUCAGCUCCCAAUUCUCAAUCGAUCCAGUCCGCACCCCCGCCGUCUUCUCCGUUGCCUCAUUCCUCUCACAAGCAGUUGAGCUGUUUGUAAAGCUUCCCCUCGAAACCGUCCUUCGCCGUGGCCAGAUGUCAGUUCUUACGACGCCACCAUACUAUACUGGCAAGGAGUUGGACACCGUUGUCGAUAUUGGACCCUACAGCGGUCCAAUCGGAACUAUGUGGAUGAUUGCCCGCGAAGAGGGCGUACGAGACGACCCCGACGCCCUCAAACUCUCGGGCCCUGUCACCAGGACCACUAGGAAGCCACAGGUCAAGCAAGGCCAAGGCGUCGAAGGGCUCUGGCGCGGCUGGAGAGUCGGGAUGUGGGGUCUGGUUGGUAUGUGGGGAGCCGCAGCGAUGGGCGGCGGCGGCGGAGGAGAGUUCUAAGAAGGGGGUGAGUGUAUAUGAUGGAUGUAAAAUUUGGUGGUUUGAGCGAACGGCGCAGAUGGGGAUAUGAUGGGGGCAAAGAAACAUCUCACGAGAUGGGGGUGGAGGCGUUUUGUUGAUUUGAGAUACUCAGCUCUACUGGUCCCGUAUUUAUAUCACGGGGAGGCUUGUGUGCCACAUAGUUAGCAUUAGGAAGAUU
Molecule: messenger RNA, 1760 nt
Organism: Pseudogymnoascus destructans
Lineage: Eukaryota; Fungi; Ascomycota; Leotiomycetes; Thelebolales; Thelebolaceae
Gene: UGO1
Product: mitochondrial fusion and transport protein ugo1
Exons: 3
Coding region: 116-1561 (481 amino acids)
Source: RefSeq, a predicted model, not a curated record